This is a messenger RNA of Rotaria sp. Silwood2, 2491 nucleotides long. The record is from the annotation of a GenBank genome assembly. NCBI's taxonomy places the organism in Eukaryota, Metazoa, Rotifera, Eurotatoria, Philodinida, Philodinidae.
AUGGAUAUUGAUAUCGUUAACGCUAUAUUACGAUUAUGCACUGAAAAACAAAUAUGUCUAUUCGAAGUACCAUUUCUAUGUAAUUAUUGUCUUGAACAACAUUUAUGUACGAAUCCCAAAUAUGUCCUUGCUAGUAUUAAAAAUUAUAUGGAAAUAUUUAAAAUCAGUCGAGAUAAAAAUCGAAUCGAAUUUGUUAUGCCUUUUGAAAUCUGUCGAAAUAAAUUCAUCGAUGGUAUUUGUCAAAAUGGAGAUUCAUUAUGUACAAAUUUUCAUAUAUGUUACGAUUAUUUUUAUACAAAUUCAUGUCGUUAUUCAAUAAAUUGUUCAUAUCCACAUAUGUUAACAGAAAAAUAUCAUAAAAAUAUACUUGGACCAUUAAUUAGUCUUGAUUUAGAUUUAUUAACUAAAGCUUUUCGAAUUUAUUGUCAAUCUAAAAAACACUUAAUAAAUUAUAAUUCAUCGAAAGGACAACAGCCAAUCGUCAAUUCAUCUCCAAUUAAUAAUUCAACACCAUCAUCAUCUGUAACAAAUAAUUGCCGAACGAUAAUAAAUCCACAAAUAAAUGGAAAUUCAUCGUGGAAAACAAAUAAUCGACUACUUAUUACUUUAAGAACUCUUCCAAAACAACAAACAAUUUCAUCAAUUCGUAAGUUUUUAUUAAACUAUAGAUUGAAUAGCGCAUUAGUCUUUUUCUAUCAUUGAUAGGAAAUAUAGAUAUUCAAUGAAUGAUGAUUUUGAAUGUCUUAAAAUGAAAGUUGUCGUUUUGUUUUCCUACUUUAUUAAUAAAAAACAUUACAAAAAGUUCGAGAACUUGAUAGUGAUAUUCUUUCACUAAUAACAUAAAUUCCAUCGAUUUUUUUUUCUGCCAAUACUGUAGGACGCCUAAAAUGUAACCGAUCUGCUAACAUAUCAGUUUCGUCAAUACCAAUUGACAAGCUUUGUGUUUUACAAUCGUAUAUGACUCAAAUUGAGCUUUGAAUAAAGCUAUUUUAGUUCUAAUGUGUAUAGACAUAGACAUUUAAUCUCAACGACGUUAAAUACAACUUACAGGAGCAAUAAGUUAAAUUAUAGAAAGCUUAUCUAAAUUGUUGAAGAGCUAUUCGCAUUUUCUUUUUAUUCCGAUGGACUUUUGAAAAAUUCUACAGAUCAAACUAUACCAGCACAGCAUCUUUAAUUGAAUAUUUUUUAGAGAUUAAUUGCACGUACUGUUAUAUCAAAGUAGGCUAGUUCAACUAUUGUCGAUUCUCAAGUUAACAUCUAAUGUUUUAAUUUGAAAUCAGACAACAGAUUUUAUUAACAUUGAAAAUUGUAAAUAUUAUUAUAAUAAUGAUGAGGGCUAUCUUUGUUUUCUCUAUAGAAGUACCAGUGAAGAACUUAUACUAUAUUCUUCAUAAUCCUGAAGUCUACUCAACAGGCGAAGUUCCGUUCUAAAAUUAUAGCUUUUUUGAAUUGAACGUAGACCUAUUCUAUUCAAAAUAUGCUCACAAACGAACUAUCCUAAUUGAUCCUCGUUGUUUGGGCUUAUAUUGCACCCAGGGUUGGCCGUAAAAGUGUCGAAGAAAUGAAGGGGAAAAAUGUCGAAAAAAUAAUAUCGACAUGAAAAAUAGUCACCAAAUGUUUAAGAGAGUUAUGAAUAGAAAUGAACAUGUUUUAUUAUAUGCGUUGGUGUUAACAUUCUAACAGUGAUCAAAUAUACAGUCGAGGACAAAAGUUUAAGCGAUCUGCAUUUGUCCUUUCUCUUGUUCUGCGUCUAUCUCAGUCCAAGUAAGUCGAAACCAUUUCGUUCACCCACCAUCUUGUAAAGUUUUCGACGCUCUUUCCAGCGGUGGGUGAAUUAAGGAGAAUUGAGUUAAUGGGGCGGAGUUAUUGCCGUUUUCGGUGUUUUUUGGGCCUCUAUGUAUAAUGCGAAUAACUCCGCCGUCUUAAGUGGAAAGUCCGAUCUUUUUUCACCAGUUGAUAGCCCUUAAAAUUCUGCAUUGACCUAUGUGACUUUUGUCCCAAUAUUCUAAAAGCUAUAGGUCAAGAAAUUCGUACCACCAAAGCGGACCAUAACUCGGUUUUCACACAAAAACAAGUUAUGCUCCGCUAAAAUCUCUAUCGAAAUCCAAACCCCUUUUCAACGAUGCCCUAUGCACUUUGAAACACCAGCUACAAGAUGUGCUAAGUGCGAGGGUUCUACUUUGCUUCCUGUAUUUUAGCGGAGCAUAACUUGUUUUUGUGUGAAAACCGAGUUAUGGUCCGCUUUGGUGGUACGAAUUUCUUGACCUACAGUUCUUAGAAUAUUGGGACGAAAGUCACAUAGGUCAAUGAAGAAUUUCAAGGGCUAUUAACUGGUGAAAAAAGAUCGGAUCUUCGAUUUAAGACGGCGGAGUUAUUCGCAUUAUACAUAGAGGCCCAAAAAACACCGAAAACGGCAAUAACUCCGCCCCAUUAACUCAAAUUUCCUUAAUUCACCCACCGUUAGAAAAAGCGUCGAAAACUGCACAAGCUG